UGAAUGCUAUACCAUGACUGUUGUCGGGCUGACGUCUACCUUGAUAUACACGAUUGGAGUUCUAGACAUCGGAUACCCACAGAUGAUAGCAACCUAUACUUACACUAGCUAUGGAAUGUCCACUCUCCAAGCCGCUGAUAUUACCUCUGUAUUCUGGGGAUGUUACGCAGCAGGGAGGUUACUUGCAAUUUUUAUUGCUCGCAAAUUUCAGCUGAUCCAGCUUAUCGUUCUGGACUUAUUUCUUGAAAUGAGUGCUGGAUUAAUUUUCACAACCUUAUCGAGAGAAAAUGUAGUGUACUUGCACCUUGCUAAUGCUAUACUUGGUUUCGGAACGGCUGCGAUUUAUCCGCUGACCAUCAACUGGUUACGCAGACAUAUAAAUCUUACCAACAAAACUAUUGGAGCUGUAUUUCUUCUAGAAUCGUUUUCUGAAAUGACACUUCCUAUAAUUCUUGCUCAAGCACUGACGGUAAACCAUGACAGUCUUGCGUAUUUCAUGAUCGCAAGUCCGGUUUCGUAUGCCCUAAUGUUUGCACUUCAGUAUGCAUUCACUUACUGGUACCAAAAUAAACACAACAUUUUGCAGCAUGCACCAACAGAUCGAGAAAGGCUUUGGAUGGGUCCACUUGUUCCGAAGUUCUUUGUAAAGAAACCUACCGAGAAAAAACCUGAGUCGGCGCAAGUGCAGCAAGAAAAGACUAUGGAUAUAUUCCAUGAACUGGAUGUCCUAAAAGAAAGAGUGCAAAAUAAAACCGCCGGUAUUAUACGAAGCCUUAGAACACUAGAAUCCACUGGAAUAAGAGUACCGUCUGGUAAUCCUUGUGUUGAAUAAUUCUGAAACUUUAUUAUAAAAAAUAUGUGAUACAACUUUAAGAAAUUUAACUGAAACAUAUCCGUAAUUCUAAAUGUAGAUUUCUUCUAAAACUGUAAAAGAUACAUUUUAAAUAUUGUACAUUUUUCAUACUUACAUAUCUGAUAUAUACGUAUAAAUCCUUUGUUAUUUCAUGUUUAUCAAAGGCAUUUUGACUCACUUGAAUCUGAAUCAUAUCUAAAGGAAAAAGAAAUUAUAAAUGCUUGUAGAAUAAGCACGAAGAUAACAAGAGUUACUUAAAUAUUCUUCUGAGCAAGGAGAAUAUUUUCUUGAGCCUACAGGUGUUCUUGUUAUAUGAAGGGAGAAAGCAUUUUGCUCGAAUUUUGCUAUUGUAACAUUUGUGAAAUCAUUUAAGUUUAUUCAUUCAGCCUGUAAAAUGAUUUCUUUUGUCGCACAAUGUAAAAUGCAUUUAUUCCUUUUCCUAAUUAUGGAUUGCUUUUAUGUCUAACUGCUUGCAGAAAUAUCCAAACUUCUUCCAUGAAGUUCCAUAUAAUAUCUUUGAAUUG
This is a messenger RNA of Stegodyphus dumicola, 1377 nucleotides long. Its product is annotated as sodium-dependent glucose transporter 1B-like. NCBI's taxonomy places the organism in Eukaryota, Metazoa, Arthropoda, Arachnida, Araneae, Eresidae. The record is from RefSeq and is a predicted model, not a curated record.